This is a messenger RNA of Saccostrea echinata, 393 nucleotides long. Its product is annotated as perlucin-like protein. The record is from RefSeq and is a predicted model, not a curated record. Lineage: Eukaryota; Metazoa; Mollusca; Bivalvia; Ostreida; Ostreidae. The transcript is spliced from 3 exons. Bases 85 to 393 code for a protein of 102 amino acids.
AUAGGAACCUGCUAUAAUGGAUGGGUCCCUUACAAAAGGAGUUGUUAUUAUUUUGCAACAUCCAGAGUUACAUUUAAAGAUGCAAUGUCGGCAUGUUAUCUGAUGGGCGCAGAAAUGAUGGAACUUCAAAAUGCAAAGGAAGAGAAAUGGUUUGAUCUCCAGGUCCGAUUACGAGGUUAUCGAGACCAGGUUUGGCUUGGUGCAAGUGAUAUUCAACAAGAAGGAAAGUUCAUAUCUGUUUCAAAUGCUGAGAGACUACAUUACAGUCAUUGGUUGAGGGGACAGCCAAAUAACUCUGCAGGAGGGGAGGAUUGUGCCACUUACUGGAUUCCGCUAAAAGGGAUGAACGAUUCACCAUGCAACGUCACGUUUAAUUAUGUAUGCAAAAAAUAA